GUCCUCAGAAACCUCCACCGCCGCGAAGCGACGGCUGCCGGAACCGGUGUGGCCAGCUUGGGGUUGCGAUACGGAGACUGUUUGCGUGACACCCCCCUCCACCUCCCGCCUCCUCCCGCCGCGUGGUUGCCGUGGCAACGGAAGAGAGCCGGCGACCUGGGUUCCGGAAGCCGGAGUGCUGGAGCUUGGAAGCUACCCUGGUCCAAGGAUGCUGAGUCCCGAGCGCCUAGCCCUCCCGGACUACGAGUAUCUGGCCCAGCGACAUGUCCUCACAUAUAUGGAAGAUGCAGUGUGCCAGCUGUUAGAGAAUAAGGAAGAUAUUAGCCAGUAUGGCGUUGCCAGGUUCUUCACUGAAUAUUUUAACAGUGUAUGUCAGGGAACUCACAUUCUCUUUCGGGAAUUCAGCUUCAUCCAGGCCACCCCUCACAAUAGGGCAUCAUUCUUACGGGCCUUCUGGAAAUGCUUCCGAACUGUGGGCAAAAAUGGCGAUUUGCUGACCAUGAGAGAGUAUCACUGUUUGCUGCAACUGCUGUGCCCGGAUUUCCCACUGGAGCUCACUCAGAAAGCGGCCAGGAUCGUGCUCAUGGAUGACGCCAUGGACUGCCUGAUGUCUUUUUCAGAUUUCCUUUUUGCCUUCCAGAUCCAGUUUUACUACUCAGAAUUCCUGGAGAGCGUGGCCGCCAUCUAUCAGGACCUGCUGGCGGGCAAGAACCCCAAUACGGUGAUUGUGCCGACGUCAUCCAGCGGGCAGCACCGUCAGCGGCCCCCUCUGGGUGAGGCGAGCCUGCUGGAAGGAGUGGAGGCCUCGCUGUUCUCCCAGUGCCUGGAGAACUUGUGCGACCGGCACAAGUACAGCUGUCCACCCCCAGCACUUGUCAAAGAGGUACUAAGCAACGUUCAGAGACUGACCUUCUACGGAUUCCUUGUGGCUCUUUCAAAGCAUCAUGGAAUCAAUCAAGCCCUAGGAGCUUUGCCUGACAAAGGGGACCUGAUGCACGACCCAGCCAUGGAUGAGGAGCUGGAACGGCUGCUGGCCCAGAUCCCAGGCCUGGUCAACUCGGCCACUGCCAACCCAGAGGCCGGCUGCCUGCCUUCCCGGACCCCUCCCCGGGUUGGCUCUCCCUGGAGACCCCUCCAUCACGCCCGCAAGGUGGAAGCAGAGAGCGAUGGCUCCACUGAAGAGACGGACGAGUCUGAGACUUGAGGCGUCUGAAGGGUCCUAUCCACAGCACCCCUUUCCAGCUCCCACCCAGCCCUUGGGACUCCCACCCAACCUCCUCCCCCACCCCCAUGCCACGCUGCCCUCUGCUGGCGAAAAGCCUGAAUAACAGCCCAAGCCCAAAGACCAGCCAGAGGGGUUCCGGUAUCAUCUGCCAAGUCAAGCAGUGACCCUGAAAAGUAACAGUCUACUCUCCUUGGCCCUGUCAGCCUCUGCACUUUAGUCACGACCCAGGCUGACAGCAGACUGAGCGGAGGCCAUCAGGAAGGUGACUUUUGCUGACAGUCCCCACCACGUAAGGGUGCUCUUCUCAUAGCAACCUGAGGCAGGGGAGACCAUGAAUAACCGUGCAGGGCCUCGUAUGGCCAAGGGCGACACCUGUGGUGCACGUGUAGGGUGGACAUACACAUGGUGGCCUUCUGCUGGAGGAAGAGCCACUGGCACGAUAGGAUGAAGGGCUGCAAGAAGACAAGUCCACUUCCAAAAACUGCUCCGAGCCCCCUCUGUGUCUAACAGUUCAACAUGGUAAAUGAAUAAAGUCCCUUGUAUCUGGUAA
This is a messenger RNA of Neogale vison (American mink), 1775 nucleotides long. It is a transcript of the gene CSTPP1, whose product is annotated as chromosome 7 C11orf49 homolog. Lineage: Eukaryota; Metazoa; Chordata; Mammalia; Carnivora; Mustelidae. The transcript has 9 exons. The record is from RefSeq and is a predicted model, not a curated record. Bases 209 to 1204 code for a protein of 331 amino acids.